Molecule: messenger RNA, 5253 nt
Organism: Xyrichtys novacula (pearly razorfish)
Lineage: Eukaryota; Metazoa; Chordata; Actinopteri; Labriformes; Labridae
Source: the annotation of a GenBank genome assembly
UUCAAACCUGCCUCUCUCUUCAUGGUUUCUUACUCUGUUCACUGCAAAAUACAAGCCCCAAAACUAACAAAUUUAAGGAAAACAAACUAUAUAAAGUCUAUCUCUGUGGUAAAUUAACCAUAGAACACUAUCACUAAAAUUAGUAACACCAUCACUAUCGCUGGGUAAUUUUUACCUGAAGUAAUAUACCCUAGAAAAAGUACUUGUCAUCAAAAAAUACAUCAAAAGAGGACAAUACAUGACAAGUUAAAGUAGUUUUAUUUUUAACUGUGUAAUGUCCAAAGGGAGGGGAAAAAGUGCCAUGUUCCUGGGGCAUGUGAGUCUUCCCUGGUGAAGACUCAGGGUCAUUGGCACAAUUACAGCUGCAGUAGAGAGAACCAAAAUAUGGCAGAUUUUGAGUGAGUAAAAAUGACCAGCUGACUAAAAUAUUUCUUAUCACCAUAUGAAUUUCCUUGAAAAUCACUACUUUGUGAUAGUUAUUCAUAACCACUGUGCUAAAUAAAGAUAGCAUGCAAAUUCCAGGACCGCUCUUACUGACCUUUUUCGCCUACAUGCAGAUAUCAAAUCCAGCCAAACCAACUUUACCCUAUAUCUCUAUUGCUGGGUGAAAGUCCCCUAAAAACACGUGCCUGUAGAAAAAAGCAGUUUCUUGAUCAGGGAAACAAAUAUGCCUUCAAAUAUGUCAAAGGCAAUGCUGAAGCUACCCAGAGACCUGCGGUACUCAGACAAACGCAACAUAAUGAAAAUCACAAAAUCACCCGGCUAUAGUGUUCUAGGGUUAAAGGAUGCCAAAGUUGUAUUUUUAACCUACACAGAAAACAGCAAACCUUCAUACUGCCAGUCAGACAAGUUUAUGUAUUUGCUUCAAAUGUAUAUUUUCCAAUUGUAAUAUGAAAUGAAAACAUAUUAGAUGUAUUUAGAAAAUGAUGGAAAAAAAAAUACCCAAGAAGGUCCAAGGCUUUGUGGAAAAUAUGUAUGAUGCUACAAUAAAGAAAUAAUAAUUAUUAAAAAAAUCUAAAAUAUAUCGCAGACAGUAAAAUCUUGAGAAUGUUUUGUUUCCAUGAACAACAGGAUGAUAGUACAAAAAUGUUUCAGGGGGACUGUGGGACAUUCAAAAUCCAUGAUAUGAUAUUUUCCCCACUGUUCAUCUAAUCCAUCCCCUGAAAUACUAUCAAUGUAUUCUGUAACAGGCUGAGUUAGUCGAGGGGGGAGCAGUGUUAAGAAGAAAAUCAUUGCAAUUUCCUAAAUGUAACAAGAACAGAGACUUCAAUAAGGGGUGUCCCAAUACGAUAUUGAUAUCGGAUAUUAGUCUGAUAUUAGGAAAAAAAGAAUAUCGGAUUGUAUCGGCCUGCAUCUAAUACCUCCGAUAUCAGCACUCUGAUGCAAGCAGUCCAUUCCAGACUCCGCUCCGGCACCUCUAGCUAGCAGCACCCAGAUCCAGCAUGUAGAACUCAUGUGAUCGCAACAACAGUGUGUACUAAGGUACUAACAAAGUACCAAGGAGUAGAAGUGAUGCCGGCCCUGUGGUGGUAUUUUUCAUUAAAGUCCAAAAUAGAAGUUGCAGCUGAGUGCAAAACUUUUCAUGCACAAGUUUUUGCUAAUAUCGGCUCAAAAUCGGUACUAGCCAAUAUUGAAGGUUACAAUAUCGGUAUCGUAUCAGAGGUAAAAUAGUUGUAUCGGAAUACCUCUAGCUUCAAUGCAUAGGUAAAAUGUAAGGUAUGUUUAAAUCCUUUUAAAUCCCUUUAAAAUUUUAAAAUGUAGAUCACUUUUUCAUAAACUUGAGAUGUUUGCAUUACAAGGUAGAAGAUUAAGACCCUAUCCCAACAAAUGUACUUUUCAUUCAUGACAAAAAUAAACCACCACAGUACCAACAUUUUAAGUACAAGACAAUGACAACAAAGUUCUGCUAAUGCUCGUGCUUUCCCUGAUUUCACAAUAGCAGAAUGUACUUUUUCAAAGAGGGGGGGGGGGGGGUAAUGAACCUGCACUGUGUUGAAAGACUGGACUUUUUUUUGAGCCAACUCCAACUAUAAAACAGGUCACAGCUUGUGAUCCAGGUGCACUUUUAGGCAGAAGAGUUGAAGGAAGAAUAGAAGCCUAUAAGAAAAGAAUAAGUAUAAUAUCAAUAUGUUUUAUAUUUUCACUGUCGUUCUUCUCUUCUUGAUAUCCAUGGGCCACUCUGCUCCUCCUGUCUGCGAGAGAUUGGUCCAGCCUUUAAAACAGCUGGAGCCCCACCAUCUACAGGGAAGAUGGGCUUUAGUAGCUGGCAGUCUCAACCAUUCAUCAUCCAUGGAGGCCCUGAGACUCAGAGACAGCAUCACCAUGUACUUCUCCAACUCCAGUGAAACCUCCAUCUUCUCCUACACCCAAAUCAACCGCUUUGGAGAUCACUGUCAGUCGCUGCCCUACAACAUCUCAGUAGAAGGCAGCACCUUCACCUUCAACGUGGGGGAUCGAUUCAACCUCACUGGAUCUUUCCUCUAUACCUCCUGUCCGGACUGUCUUGUGAUGCAGUGGACUGUGAAGUCAAGGAGAAGAGCGUCUGAGGACUUGUACCUACUGAGUCGAAGGAGGCAGGUGGAGCAGCAGGAGAUGAAGGAGUUUGAGGCCCAGGUGGCGUGCUAUGACCUGCCUGCAGCUGCGGUGAUGGAUGCCUCAAAGGAGCUCUGUCCUGAACAGGCUGAGACCCAACCAGCAAUACCAGAAAAGACAGGAGCUCAGAUUAAGGAGGAAGCAGAGUGAUCACCGGCAUGAGGGACUCAGUCACACAGAAUGAGAUAAUAUGAGUGAAAGAGUUUAUGUGAAUUCAGGUUUUUAUCUCUACUAUAAGGAAAUUUAAAGAAGUUAUUUUUUUCCAGCAUUGGAGAAAAUUUCAGUCUACACUACCAAUACAGUGUUGCAUUAUGGGAUGUAUUUAACUGAAUGUAUCUUUGAGGGAAAUAUUUGUCUGUGGUUUUGAUCUGUAUGCAGAAAUAACAAACCAGGCUUGAUUUGACGUCUGUGAUUGGCCACCCUAGAUUCUGUCCAAACACCAAGACCAGAGUUCAAAACCAAAUUAUUGAGUUGGUUUUGUGUUUCUUUCAUAUAUAUAUAUUUUUUCUGUGACACUUAAUUCAUCUUUUGAUUUUACACAAGUAAUUAUAGAAGUUUCAAAUGUUUCUAGUCCACUGUGUAGGUUUUUAAAAUAAAUAACAUAUACACAAGAACAUUACAACUGUGUGAUGCUGUGUCAAAGUUAUCUAGACAUUAGAUUAAAGUCCCACUCCAAUCAUGUUUUUUCACUACUUGAAGACUUCUCAGUGGUCUUUAAAUUGGGAUUAUGAAGUUUUUAGCCAAAGUGGUGUUACCUGUGUCAUUUUCAAGGGCUUUUCUUCUGCAGAGCUCUAGUAGCUCAUUAGCGAUUCACCUCUGAGUCAUGGGCGGAGACAACACUGCUCUGCACACUUCUCUUUGCGUUAGCUUGUAGGCUAACAUUGCUGGUGCAGUAGAAGUACCAGGUUACAAAAGGGCUAUUUAAAUCUCGGACACUAAUGUCUUUAAGGGCAUGAUUAAAGCUAAUACCAUAAUUAGUCUUCUUACCAGCAUUGCAAUCUGCUAACGCACACGCUUGUUCUGCGAUUGUCCUCGAUUUCUCCGAGCCUGGACUGCAUAGCGGGGCUCUGGGGGCGGAACUUGGAUUUGCUACGUAGGAAGUCUCACUGAAUCUAACCCUGCCAUUUAGGUCUGCCAGAUUCACAGCAAUUUGAAUGCAGAAAUGCAAUUUUGCACUUAACCUUCCUCCUGUGUUAGCUUUUACUACGCACCCAGCAUGUCAAGGGUCAGUUUUGACCCGUGUCUUAAAUCAGCUGUAAAUUACACUAAAAACAAUUCUCUACCAUUCAAUUUGGUUCUCAUCUCUAGGUUAACUUGUUAGGCUCAUUAUCCAUGAAAAUAUUACUUAUAAUAGUUUUUGUAGUGGUCCUCUGGGCCUUUCUUUGUCAGUGUACCCCUCAUACAGACAUCUAUACUGAAUUGAUCUCACAUGUCUGGAUGUGCCCGACGUUGUUUUUUGUGCAGAGAGAAACAUGGCAAAAUGAGAAUUUCCUAAAUCACACCUGAUUAUAAAAAGAGGAUCUGACUGUCAGUAUGGUGCCUGGCAGUUCACUUAUGAUUUCAGUUUUUGCUCUAAUUAUUAGAUAUUGAUCUAACCAGGUCAACAGCGACCCUAACAUGACAAGUGCCAUAAUUUUAAUAAACGCAUUUUAUAAUACGGUCAAUUUAUUUUUUUUGUUUUUAUGUUAUAAACUGAAGGUUCCUGACAAAGUAAUAAAGUCUUGAUGCAAAAAAGCUAAUUUAAGUGUUUCUUUUAAACAUUACUUUAGGGUUAUUUUUCUCAUGAUACGUCCUGAAGCAUCAGAAAAAUGCCAUAUGAGCAUGUAGACAACAAGAAAAACAUGAUUUUCAUCAGAGUGGGUCUUUAAUGCAUGUUAUUUUCAAUAACGUGUGAACAUGCACACAUAUACAUGCCACCCUUGCGUGGGUCAGUGCCCCCCCAGUCAAAAAGUCUGUACACGCCACUGAUGUCUGACAAAGGUCAAAGCAUGCAAUGUUUAAUCAAAUCUGGUUGUUUAUUCCACAGAUAUGGGUCAAGAUGAAAACAUGCAGCGAUAUAAUCAUCCCACACCCCACGGGCACAUUCUCCUUUCACUCACAUAGUGUAAAAAUUAAUGUGUGUUGCUCACUAAUUGGAUUAGCACCAUCCAUUUUUAAACGCACAACAAUAGGGUAAGCCUUCAGGACAUGUGUUUAUGCAUGCACACAUGUUCCUCCUUGUGUGUGUACUUUAGCAAAUGAUUGCAAUGUGAGCAUGGUUUGCAAAUGUGGGCGUGCAGAAAAGGAUUUAACCGAGGUUGUUCGUGAUUAUAAGAGGGGGAGGGGGGCAGGCAGUGAGUUUACUGAGUAGAAAGACUACCUUUGUGACCAUCGGGCAUAAAGUGAGAAAAGUGUGUUUUCUCAGAAAUGUGUUUGUGACGGUUGGAAUAAAACUUCAUCGCAUUUUCAAACAGGUAUGUGCAAUAACGUAGUUUGGUAGUGUGUGCAUUACUCUGCGUUUGUUAAAAUUCUCAAACAAGCCCAGAUAGGCAGAUAAUUACUGCACAGGGGCUUUUUAAAACAUAUUCUUGAACACAUAUGUCUCUAUGAGUAAACAGUGUUAACAAUGACCACAUUAUUAAAAAAAACUGCACUAUGAAAAUGAUCCUAAACCACCAGGCC